AUGUCUAACUUCUAUACCACCUCCCAAGACAUCCGCGUGGAUGAUGGCCACAUCCUCAGGGCCCGCCUCCGAGCCGAGGACGGUGGUGAGAUCGACAGCGAGGUCGAUCUAAACCAGUUCAUCGGAAACGACAAUGGCCGCUUCGAAUGGGGUGGUGUCAACUUCUCGGAGACCGCCAGAGACAUAUCCUUCUCGAUCGAGGGAGGCGACAGCGUGCCGGUCCUACGAGCCGAGCUACAGAACCUCGACGGCGACUGGGUUGGCGCCGACGUCAACCUCGGAGAGCGAAUCAGCAACGACAACGGCCAGUUCCGAUUCAUUUAG
This is a messenger RNA of Daldinia childiae, 324 nucleotides long. Its product is annotated as Cyanovirin-N like protein like protein. The record is from RefSeq and is a predicted model, not a curated record. Lineage: Eukaryota; Fungi; Ascomycota; Sordariomycetes; Xylariales; Hypoxylaceae. The transcript is spliced from 3 exons. The coding region runs from base 1 to 324 and encodes 107 amino acids.